AUGACGUCUGCUUGUUCUCCUUCGUGCGGCGUUGGUGGGAAUGGCGGAGCAACCUCUGCGUCAUUUGAGGAUGAACUUGGAAUCUACGCGGAGAUUUCUAGCUCUGCUUCCUGGUCUACGCCUACUCCUAGUUCUCCGCCGUUAGAAGAACAUCCUUACGAUGAAAGUGAGGCUGAUUCGGCUGCCAAGGCGCUGCUAGAUGAAACGGCUUUGGUAGACAGUGACGAUGAAAAUGACGUUCCUACCUCCAAUUUGGCAUUGGAACUCUCGCAAGACAGCGGUGAAGGAUGCACCACAGUACUGGCGCCUUCGUGUCCUACAUUGGAAGGACUCUUAUGUGGGGGAAACUAUGGAAUGGACGACGCGGCUUCUACUUCCUUACCGCUGCAACGACACGUACAUCACCACGUGCAUCGACACGCACUCGAAUGGCUAGAUGACGAAGAAGCAGUCGACGAAAUGCCACCGUUGCCCCUCUUUUUCACUACCCGCUUCAAGACACUAGAUGCCGAACGCUCUGCUCAGCCUCCAGGCACUAGUACUACCAUUACGGGCGAUCCACACAACACCACCGUCACUGAUCCAUGCUACUCGGAUUGGUACGACAUGUUUGCAUGGUUGACACUCGGAGGCUCCAAUUCAAACAACGCUACUGCCUCCAAUGCGCCACAACAUUUAUUUCUCCCAUGGAAUGGUCACCUCAGUCUAGGACCGGAACAUCCAUCCUUGGCCAGACGAAUACGCCGCAAACGAAGACACAAUAUUGCUACCAUUAUGCCAAAACAAAAAGCUUCUUCUUCAUUAUUCCAUCCAAUACAUCAGCAACAACAACAACAAGACAAUUCACAACAACCACCACAACAAAUACCACGCAUUCUACGACCACUGCCCAUUAUCCCGGUCAAUCAACCCGGACACGAAGACUGGGAAAUGAUCUUUCUUUCGUGCUGGUACGCCUCUCAUCAGUUUUCCUCUCUUGCCAUUUAUGUACAGAACGACGACCAGUCACCAUCGAGCGACGCCAAAGGAAAACACGGCAUCCGCCGUCCCCCGACGGCAACCACUUCCAUGUCUAUUCCCCAGGGUGUUUCUCCUUCCAAUAAGAAAGAUACGCACUCGGGAAAACACUCCAAAAAGGGUGCUGCAGGAAUGGAUUUGGAUACUAUUGCGGUGCGCACGCCGGGGGCCGAUAGGUCUGCCUUGAAGGAAUUACCAGCUCUUCGAGAUGCUCCACCUACCAAGCGCGAAGAACUCUUCAUUCUCAAACUCAAGCUAUGCUCGGUUAUCUUUUCGUUUGAUGACCCAACCGCCGACAAGCGUGGAAAGGAUAUGAAGAGACAGACCCUCCUCGAACUCGUCGAUUAUGUCAAUACGCCCGCUGGGCAAAAGAUCUUUACCGAAUCGGUCAUGUCGGAUCUUAUGGCCAUGGUGUCGGCCAAUGUCUGUCGUGCCUUGCCUCCUGCCACGGAUGACUUUGAUCCAGAGGAAGAUGAACCUGUUCUGGAACCCGCUUGGCCUCAUCUUCAGGUGGCAUACGAAUUCUUUCUCCGAUUCAUUGUCAGUUCGGAAGUCAACGCCAAGGCCGCCAAGAAGUACGUCGACCAAAAGUUCUGCCUCCAGCUUGUGGAAUUGUUCGACAGUGAAGAUCCUCGUGAGCGUGAUUACCUCAAGACGAUUCUUCACCGUAUCUACGGAAAGUUCAUGUCGCACCGCUCCUUUAUCCGUCGUGCCAUCUCCAACGUCUUUUACCGCUUUGUCUACGAAACCGAGCGCCACAAUGGAAUUGGAGAGUUACUCGAGAUUUUGGGAUCCAUUAUUAAUGGAUUCGCCAUUCCUCUGAAGAAGGAGCACUUGCAGUUCUUGGUCCGGGCCUUGAUCCCUCUUCACAAACCCAAGUGCGUGGCUCUCUACCACCAGCAGCUCUCGUACUGUAUCAUUCAGUAUGUCGAGAAGGAUGCCGACACGGCCACUCCCAUACUCAAUGGCUUCUUCAAGUGCUGGCCCUGGAGCAGCUCGGCCAAGCAGGUCAUGUUCCUCAAUGAGCUCGAAGAGAUUCUCGAGUUGUUGGGUGCCGACCAGUUGGCUCAAGUCUCUACCAUGCUCUUUACCAACCUUGCUCGUUGCUUGGAUUCGGAUCACUUCCAGGUCGUGGAGCGUGCUCUCUUCUUGUGGAACAAUGAGCAUUUGGUCAACUCGGGAUGCUUGAGCCGCCUCAACGCUCAGACGGUUCUUCCCAUUAUCUACCGUCCCCUCUACAAGAACUCGGCUGGGCAUUGGAACGCCACUGUUGAGGGUCUUGCUCAGAACGUCUUGAAGAUGUACAUGGAGUACGAUCUUGUCUUGUACGACAAGUGCGCCAAGGCUUACUACCGCGAAGAAGAGGAGGCCAAGCGAAAGCUCGAGGCCCUUGAAGCCCAGUGGUCUGCUGUCGAGCAGACUGCCGCUGCCAACAUGCCGGCUCUCAUGGCCAAGUAG
Messenger RNA from Seminavis robusta, 2475 nucleotides. Lineage: Eukaryota; Bacillariophyta; Bacillariophyceae; Naviculales; Naviculaceae. The record is from the annotation of a GenBank genome assembly.